Messenger RNA from Penicillium salamii, 969 nucleotides. The record is from the annotation of a GenBank genome assembly. NCBI's taxonomy places the organism in Eukaryota, Fungi, Ascomycota, Eurotiomycetes, Eurotiales, Aspergillaceae.
AUGACUGAAAUGCGCACCCUGAUUCAGCAAACCGCCACCUCUAAAACACUCACUCUAACAAACACACCCCGCCCAACCCCAGCCGGAGAUGAACACCUGAUCCAUGUGAAAGCCUGUAGUCCCUGUGCAGGCGAGCUACUCUGGCCAGCCAACUUCCCACCCCCAAAUCCACGCACUCUCGUUCCAUGCCCUGACGUGGCGGGAAUAGUGAUAUCGGCACCAGCAGGCUCACCCUUUAAACCGGGUGACUCGGUCUAUGCACGCACCAAUUACAUUCGGCCUGGAAAUGCCUGCGAUUAUGCUGUCAUUCCAACAGAUGAGCUGGCGCAUAUGCCCCAGGCUUUGAGCUUUGUACAGGCUGUCACGGUGCCUGUUUCUGCGCAGACGGCGUGGCAGAUUUUACUUGUCCAGACGUUUGGGGAACUGGAUUGGGAGGGUGCUCAGAAGAUCUGGAAUGGGAAGAGAGUUCUUGUCACUGCUGCAUCCGGGGGUGUUGGGAUGUGGGUUGUGCAGUUGGCGAAAUUACUUGGAGCAGAGGUGAUUGGGACUGCGGGGGUUAAUAAGGGGAUUGUGAAAGAACUUGGGGCAGAGGUGCUGGACUAUCGAACUACGGAUCUUAAAGAGUGGGCCAGAAAGGAGAAGGUGGAUGUGGUUGUGGACUGUGUUGGGGGGAAGUCUUUACGGGAUGCAUGGUGGACUGUUCAGGAUGGGGGAGUUGUGUUGAGUAUCUUCCAGCCCCCUUUGAUGAUGAAGCCGGAAGAAUUUGAGGGAGAGAAUGUGAAAGAUCAUUUCUUCGUUAUGCAACCGGUUGGUCGCCAGUUGGAGGAGAUCACGAAGUUGAUUGAAGGGGGGACUUGUCGUGGGAUGGUCGAUAGUGUUUGGCCUCUUGAGCAGUAUGAGGAGGCAUUCAGGAGGCUGGAUACAGGCCAUGCAAAGGGGAAGAUUGUUUUCGAUCUGGAAUUGAACUAG